AUGAGUCCACUAACCAAGAGGAAGCAGAACGAUGGCCACCCGAUCCACAUCACCAAUGUUAUGCCUGGCGCCGAAGGUGCGCCUCCUCCCAAGAAGCUAAAAAUUGCGGAGCACCGGGACAUAGCCAUUGUAACCAUGUACUCUGUUCUGCCUGGAACCAGGGGUCCUGAAUCCCAAAUCGAGCACUGGGCCGCCCAAUUUGGUAGCAAUCUGCACUGA
Molecule: messenger RNA, 219 nt
Organism: Diaporthe amygdali
Lineage: Eukaryota; Fungi; Ascomycota; Sordariomycetes; Diaporthales; Diaporthaceae
Exons: 1
Coding region: 1-219 (72 amino acids)
Source: RefSeq, a predicted model, not a curated record